GUCUCGCCGCCCGUGCAACUCCACGUCUAGCUCUCUUCUGCCCGUCGUCCUCGCACCCAACCGCUAAAAUCUGCCGCAUAUUGUUUCUGAGCACCGCUAUCGCCAGCAUGAUCGGCCGCAACACAGAAGUCGAUGAAUUCCAGGCUCUGGUCCAGGCCAUCAACGAGAAACUCGGGCCCAGCAGUGGCAUUGACCCGGCCGAUGUAGACGAGAACGAGCUUCAAGAACUGAUGCAGGCCUAUGUUUCCAAUGAAUCAGAGUGGAGAAGGUACUUUUUCGCCUCGGACAAGAUUCCUUACACACGCAAUGUGGUGGACAAGGGCAACGGCAAGAGCAAUCUGCUCAUCUUGGUCUGGGGGCCCGGCAAGAAGAGUCCAAUUCAUGAUCUUCUGCACGAUGAAGCGACUGUGUUCGCCGGUCUUUCGAUCGUUGCGUCAGUACAGAAGACAUGCCGUCACGCCAACGCACACUGCAUCAUGAAGGUACUCAAGGGCCACCUCACCGAAACUCGCUUCAAUAUUCCCACAGACGACGACAUUCAAAACAAACGCCCCAUGACCAAGAUACGCGAAACAACAUACUCUGAAAACGAAGUUACGUACAUGGCAGAUACUUUGGGCGUGCAUUGCAUCUCCAAUCCAGACCUGACUGAUUAUGCUGUCUCUCUGCAUUUGUACACACCGCCUAAUGCAGCCACAUACGGAUGUAAUGUGUUCCAUCAAGACACUUCGGGAGUUAUCCACAACAAGCAAUGCCACUUUUAUUCCGAGUAUGGCGUCAAGGUGAGCAAGGAUUGAAGCAUCAAUGUCAUGGCAUGGUGUAAAUUCACGGCCUUGGUUUAUGAGUCUCUGGUCUUAUGACAGAGGCGAUUACAGAGCUCCUUAUAUAGGAUGCGUAUGAAGAAAUGAUGACAGGAGUUUGGUUACAUUGACAAAUUGGGCAGCAUAGGUUAACGACGAUGGAAACAAUUCGAGAGCCAUAGGUGUUUAGUGUUUUGGGUCCCGUAACGAUAAUGAAUUUUAUUCUCUAUUCCC
Molecule: messenger RNA, 1034 nt
Organism: Exserohilum turcica Et28A
Lineage: Eukaryota; Fungi; Ascomycota; Dothideomycetes; Pleosporales; Pleosporaceae
Exons: 5
Coding region: 108-797 (229 amino acids)
Biological process (GO): L-cysteine catabolic process
Molecular function (GO): ferrous iron binding; cysteine dioxygenase activity
Source: RefSeq, a predicted model, not a curated record